Molecule: messenger RNA, 1032 nt
Organism: Colossoma macropomum (tambaqui)
Lineage: Eukaryota; Metazoa; Chordata; Actinopteri; Characiformes; Serrasalmidae
Product: B-cell receptor CD22
Exons: 5
Coding region: 97-1032 (311 amino acids)
Source: RefSeq, a predicted model, not a curated record
GAAAACAGUAGUUCUCAGAAUCUCUUCAGUCCAGAGUCAAACUCUCUUCACUCCAGAGCUCUUCUUCAUACUUUCCUCUGAAGGCCAUAUACAGAGAUGAUGUGCUCAAUGCUGCUGUGGGCAUCAGUGAAAACAGUUGGGCUGCUUUUUCUUGCCAUACCAGGGUCUCUGGGUCAGGAUCGGACCGUGACUCACAUCCCAAGCAAAAUAUGUGCACUUCAUCAUACCUCUGUGGUGUUACCCUGCAAACUCACUUACCCUAGUAGUGAAGUGGUCACUACUUCUGUAUGGCACUAUAAGAAGCAGAAGAAUGUGGAGCCUGUGGUUGUUUCUGUGGUCCGGGCAUUUGGAGAACAUGUGGAGGACUGCUCUCUCCCCCUGAAUAAUGUGAUGCAGGGAAAUGCUGGCAUCUAUCAGUUUAGCUUCAUGACCAACAGCUCCACACAGAACCUGACCAAUGAAGACGGAGUAACGCUGGAGAUUACAGACCUGAAGAUGGAGAUAGUGUCAAAGUCAGACGUUGUGUUGGAGGGAGAAUGGGUGAUGCUGUUCUGUGGCACCUGCAUCCCUUCCCUCACUCUACCGACCUACAUCUGGCAUAAAGACGGACGUCCACACAGUCACACACAUGGUGUCAACCAGCUGGAGUUACAGGAGGCCAAACCGGAGGACUCAGGCAGCUACUCAUGCUCCAUAAGUGGCCGCGAAGGCCUGCCCUCCUCAACUGUGAACGUCACAGUCCAGUGGCCUCCAAAGAACAUCUCCGUGUCCAUCUGUUCCUCUGGUGAAAUGGUGGAGGGGACUUCAGUGAAUCUGACCUGCAGCAGUGAUGCAAACCCACCUGUGAAGAUCUACACCUGGUUUAAAGUAGGUGGAACCUCACCUGUAGGAUCUGGACAGACUUACAGUUUCAACUUAAACUCCAGAAGUGGUGGGUUGUACUACUGCAAGGUUCAGAAUGAACAUGGAUCUCUUAGAUCAGCUUCAGUGCCUGUCGUUUUAAAUGGUGAGACCCUUGAUUUGGUAUCAUAA